AUGUCGGACAGCAAGUACUUCACGACCACCAAGAGGGGUGAAAUCAAGGAGUUUCGGGAGGAGCUCCGCAGUCUGGAGAAGCUCAAAAAGAAAGAAGCUGUCAAGAAGGUGAUCGCCGCCAUGACCGUGGGCAAAGAUGUGUCCAUGCUGUUCCCAGACGUUGUGAACAACAUGCAGACAGAGGACCUGGAGUUGAAGAAAUUGGUGUACCUCUACCUGAUCAACUACUCAAAGACACAGCCGGACUUGGCUAUCAUGGCUGUGAACACUUUUGUGAAGGAUUCGCAAGACACCAAUCCCCUCAUCAGGGCUCUGGCAGUCAGGACGAUGGGAUGCAUUCGCGUGGACAAGAUCACAGAGUACCUCUGCGAUCCGCUACAAAGAUGCCUCAAGGAUGAUGAUCCCUACGUUCGCAAGACUGCCGCCAUUGCUGUUGCAAAGCUUCAUGACAUCAACCCCGAGCUUGUGGAGGACAGGGGCUUCCUUGAUCAGCUGAGGGACAUGCUGCAAGACUCUAAUCCCAUGGUGGUCGCCAAUGCUGUUGCCUCUCUCGCAGAGAUCCAGGAGUUGAGUGGAAAGGAGGUGCUCAAGGUCACAGAUGGCACUGUAUUCAAGCUCCUUGCAGCAUUGAAUGAGUGCACAGAGUGGGGCCAGGUGUUCAUAUUGGACUCCAUGGCAACAUACACAGCCAAGGAUGCCCAGCAGGCUGAGAACAUCAUCCAGCGAGUGCUGCCCAGGCUGCAGCACGCGAAUGGUGCCGUGGUCCUGUCUGCAAUCAAGGUUGUCCUGAAGCAGAUGGCAUCUGUUUCGGAUGAGAACCUGCUGCGGUUGUGGCACAAGAAGAUGGCCCCACCUCUUGUCACCUUGCUGAGCACGGAGCCCGAAGUUCAGUAUGUUGCCCUCAGGAACAUCAGCCUGAUCGUGCAGAAGAGGCCUGAAGUACUAACAAAUGACGUGAAGGUCUUCUUCUGCAAGUACAAUGACCCCAUCUAUGUCAAGCUGGAAAAGCUGGAGAUCAUGAUCAAACUGGCGACACCCGACAACAUCGAUCAGGUUCUCCUUGAAUUCAAGGAAUAUGCUCAGGAGGUGGAUGUGGAUUUUGUACGAAAGGCUGUGAGAGCGAUCGGCCGCUGCGCGAUCAGCUUGCAGGAGGCGUCGGAGCGCUGCAUCAAUGUGCUCCUGGAGCUCAUCCAGACCAAGGUUAACUAUGUGGUCCAAGAGGCAAUAAUUGUGAUCAAGGACAUCUUCAGGAGGUACCCAAACAAGUACGAAUCCAUCAUCGCCACACUCUGCGAGAACUUGGAUAGUCUGGAUGAGCCGGAGGCCAAGGCUUCGAUGGUGUGGAUCAUCGGCGAAUAUGCGGAGCGCAUUGACAAUGCAGACGAGCUGCUGGAGACUUUCCUGGAGACCUUUCCAGAAGAGUCCGGAAUGGUCCAACUGCAGCUGCUGACAGCGACGGUGAAGCUGUUCUUGAAAAAGCCGACUGAGUCGGCACAAAAAAUGAUCUCUCUCGUUCUGUCUGCUGCAACGUCAGAGGUGGACAACCCGGACAUCAGGGACAGGGCCUUUGUGUAUUGGAGACUGCUCAGCACCGACCCAGAGGCCGCAAAGGACGUCGUUCUGGCAGAGAAGCCGGUCAUCUCCAACGACACCGGCAGCCUGGAGCCGCUGCUGCUGGAGGAGCUGCUGUCGCAGAUAUCCACCCUCGCGUCUGUGUACCACAAACCUGCGGGCACGUUCGUGAGCAGGACGCGGCUGGCGGUGCAGAAAGCGGACGAACUGGAGGCCACCCACUUUGAGGACGAGCUGGCAGCUGCGCCGGAGGGGCAGGGGCGCACGAGGGAGUUGCCCGCCACGGCGGGGGCCGCAGCUGUGCCCGCUGCUGUUCCAGCUGCAGCUCCUCAGGUCGACCUGUUGGGAGAUCUACUGGACAUGGGGCCACCGGCACCAGCCGCGCCAGCGCCUGCGGCACCAGCGCCCGCAGCGGCUGCACCUGUGGCAUCGCCAGUGGACGACGUCAUGGACCUCUUGAGCGGCCUGGACAUGGGCCCCGCGCCGGCCGCCGCGGCCGCGCCCGUCGACCCCUUCGGCGGCCUGGACGCCCCCACGCCCGCGCCCGCCGCGGCCCAGCCCCAGUCCGUCACCCUGCCUGUGGUGCUUCCCCCCGACAGGGGCCAGGGCCUGACCAUUGGGGGCCAGCUGGCCAGGCAGGGCGGCCAGACGGUGUACCUGAUGCAGUUCGGCAACGCGGCGGGGGUGCCCGUGGAUGGGCUUAUGAUCCAGCUGAACACCAACUCGUUCGGGCUGCAGCCUGCGCACCAGGUCCUGAACGUCCCGCCCGUGGCGCCCGGCACCGUGGCCUCUGCCACAGUCCCCCUGGUCCAGAUGCCGGCCAAGGUGGCGCCCGGCCCCGUCACAGAUGCCCUCCAGAUCGCCGUCAAGACCAACCAGCUGGGCGUGCUGUACCUUAACGAUGCCGUCGCCCUGGAGGGUCUUUUGGUGGAGGGCGGCGAGAUUGCGCAGAACGUGUUCCUGGACAGCUGGCGCGCUCUGAGCGGCGACAACGAGCGCUCAGAGACGCUGCCGGUGGCGGUGGGGGAUGUGGAUGCAACCCUGGCGAGGUUGAAGGCCGCCAACGUGUUCUGCAUGGCGCACCGGCAGGUGCCUGGGACGAGCCAGGAGGCCGUGUACCUGACGUGCCGGGUGGAUGGCGUACCCGCCCAGCUGCUCCUGGAGCUGCGCUUCACCCGCAACGCCCAGGGGGUCAUCUGCGCAUGCAAGAGCGAGCGGCCAGACCUGGCGCCCCUGCUAUUCCCCGCCGUGCAGCGCCUGCUGGCUUGA
Molecule: messenger RNA, 2841 nt
Organism: Ostreobium quekettii
Lineage: Eukaryota; Viridiplantae; Chlorophyta; Ulvophyceae; Bryopsidales; Ostreobiaceae
Source: the annotation of a GenBank genome assembly